AUGCAUAGCUUGACAAGAGGCCAACAGGCGGUGAAUGAGCUUCACGUGUUUCUACGGGCAAUGAGUGGGGCACAGAGGCAGUGGGCAAAGCGGAUUGCCGCGCAGGAGGCCAAAGUGCGGCGCUUUAUGAUUAUGGAAGACAACUGCCGUAAAAAGCUCCGGAGGAGCGUAUUCCGCUCUACCAAUGACCAACUAAAAUAUUUGGUGAAUACGGAUCUGCUUGGGAGCAUGGAAAUGAAGCUCCCACCGCGUGCCGCAUUCAACGUAUUCUGUAUUCCCACAAGGCAGCUGAGCGGGUUUUCCGUCUUUGCCAUGGCGCGUCUCCACGCUUCCACCGCCUCGCUGUCAGACGUUUCGAAGAUUGGUAUUAUCGCCGAUCUUCUCGGAGCAUGGGAGGUUCUCCCGCCCUCCAAAAAGGAGCGGUACGAGACAUACGCAGAAAGCAUUAGGCGCGACCUCGUCGCAGGUGACGCUACCAACCAUGACCCCCGAAAAUCCUCAACAUCACCCGGUAAAGAGGAAGAUGAUCAUGAUGAUGCCGGCUGGGAAUCUCGUGCAUACCGCUGCUUUCUCCACGAGGGACGGCGACUGCUGGAAGUGUCGGUGGGUCCACUUAAAGAGGCGGAUUGGCUGGCGCUUGCACUGAAGGAGUGGAAUAGUUUAACCUUGCGACAGAAGAAGCGCUACGCUCAGAGAUAG
Molecule: messenger RNA, 699 nt
Organism: Trypanosoma rangeli
Lineage: Eukaryota; Euglenozoa; Kinetoplastea; Trypanosomatida; Trypanosomatidae
Exons: 1
Coding region: 1-699 (232 amino acids)
Source: RefSeq, a predicted model, not a curated record